Molecule: messenger RNA, 3989 nt
Organism: Dufourea novaeangliae
Lineage: Eukaryota; Metazoa; Arthropoda; Insecta; Hymenoptera; Halictidae
Gene: wtrw
Exons: 7
Coding region: 1-3981 (1326 amino acids)
Biological process (GO): transmembrane transport; translation; monoatomic ion transport
Cellular component (GO): membrane; ribosome
Molecular function (GO): structural constituent of ribosome; protein binding; monoatomic ion channel activity
Source: RefSeq, a predicted model, not a curated record
AUGGGCAGCCUGCCGAAAAUCAUAGUGCAGGGUCCGUCGAUCGACAUCGAGGAAAGAUCACGACGUUACUCCUUGACCAGCCUUAGGGAUCGUCGUGGUUCCCUGGACGGGAACAACGAUUACUGGCGAACGUCCGAGGAAGGUGACAGAAACGUCCACGAAUAUAAUUGCGGCACGAUCCCCAAGAAGACGACGUCGAGAUCGUUCGCUAGCCAUGACACCAAGACCAGACACUAUUCCUUAACUAGAUUGAAAAAUCGUCGUUCCUGUCUUCACCUGGACGACGAAAAAGACACGAAGAUCGACAAAGAGUUCGUGAACGACGUCAUCAACAACAAGACCACGCAGCCCCUCAGGCUACCCGUGAACCGCGAUGGCAAACCCAGACACUGUUCCAUGUCGAAUCUGAACGAUCGAUCGAACGAUCAUCUCUCCACCAGAUUGGCGUCCACGUUCAGAUCGGUUCGUUACAGAAACACCAGCAACUCGGAGAAGAUCGUGGUGAAUGAGAACCCACGUGUGAACGAUCACAUAGAGAUCGACGCUGGUACACCGCCGCCAGUCGACGAGUCGUUGUUCUACGACAACCUGGAUGUGUUCCGUCAGGCACACAUCAACGGGAACGAUCUUCGUUCGAUCAUGUGGUCGGUGAUCACCGCAGCCGAUAUGAAGCUUCUGCUCGAGCUAGAGAAAUGCAACGCGUUACCGGAGCUACCAUCCGACGAGCGUGUACGGAAUAUCGCGUACAUUUGGUGUUCCUAUCGUGGCCUCGCGCAUCUGCUACCGAAACUGGAACAAUCCGGCGCGAGUCAGGACUACACGGAGCCUUGUAGCGGCAUGAACGCGAUUCUAGCUGCCUCUUUAAGCGGCAACGUGGCCUGUCUGGAGCAUCUGAUCGAGAUGGGGGCGGAUGUGAACUGCCGGAACCCGAUUAAUCAUUAUACACCCCUUCAUUUCGCUGUCCACGGAAAUUCCACGGAUGGUGCACGGGUGUUGCUCGAUAACGGGGCUAAACCGAGCACCUGUCUGUAUCAGGAGAUCGUCGAACCGGUGUUGCACUGCGCGAUCCGCGCCGGAACGGUGAAGAUAGUGAAAUUGUUAUUGGAACGUGGCGCCAGCGUGGUCGAGAAGAAUCACAUGGGCGAGACACCCCUACACGUGGCCUGUUUCGUGCAGUCCAUAGAAUGCGUCGAAUUGCUUCUAGACUCUGCUGGAACGAACAUAAACGCCGUGGACAGGGUACACAGGACGCCCCUUCAUUUCGCCGUGAUGACCACCCACUCGUCCGCCAAGCUUGUCGAGAUACUGCUAAAACAUGGCGGUCUGGUAAACGCUGCAGACAGGACUGGCUUCACGCCCCUUCAUGUAGCCGCGUUAAACGAACAAUCCCAUUGCGUCGAUGUCCUGAUCUGGGCCGGGGCGGACGUCAGUGCUACCACUAGCGCAGGAUUGUCAGCCCUAAACAUUAUACUCCGAAAGAUACCAGAGUCACUAGAGGUGUUCAGACAGAGACUGGACGCCUCGAUAACACUUAGAAGACCCGUGCCCCACAACAGGGAGUUCGAGAUGAGGCUACACUUCGAUCUAUUGUUCCCCAGUGGGAAUCAAUGCGAGACCAGUUUCAUCAACACGUUCGUCCAAGAACGCCGUAAGGACCUGCUGUCGCACCCGUUGGUGAUGGCGUUUCUCCACCUGAAAUGGGAGAAAAUCCGGAAGUUUUAUCUGCUCCGGAUUCUACUGUACGCGAUGACCGUGAUCUGCAUGACCACAUACGUGCUGACCGCGUUGGCCUACAAAUGUUACAAUUACGACGACGCCAGCAGCUCGAAGAUCUGCAGCAGCAAACGGCUGUCCGGGUUUCUGUUCAGGAGGCCCGCGAUUGAGAUCCAAUGGUACUUGUUGUUCAUCUUUACCUGUAUCUCGAUACCCAGAAAGAUAUUCGGUUUUAUGGUGUACACGUCCGCGAAACAGUACUUCUCGAAUAUCGACAACGUGCUCGACGGGGUGGUCAUCAUAAGCGUGUUCGUCACCUCGUUCGUGUAUACAGGUCGUACGUAUGAUUGGCAGAACUAUGUGGGGGCGUUCGCGAUAUUAUGCGCGUGGACCAAUCUGAUGCUGAUGGUCGGUCAGCUGCCAGCUUUCGGCACCUACGUGGCUAUGUUCACGCAUAUACAAUUCGAAUUCGCGAAGCUACUGCUCGCUUAUUCUGGUCUGCUGAUUGGAUUCACCGUUAGCUUCUGCGUGAUAUUCGUCGGUGAACCGUCUUUUGGCAACCCGUUCACAGGGCUGAUUAAAGUGCUGGCGAUGAUGGCCGGUGAACUGGACUUCGAGGGUCUGAUCACGCAGAUCGAUCAGGAAACGGAAGGGCCGUUCGUUAUUUAUCAUCCUCUGUCAGUCUGCUCGCAGAUACUGUUCACGUUGUUCAUCGUGUUCGUGACGGUGAUCCUGAUGAAUCUGCUGGUCGGCAUAGCCGUUCACGAUAUUCAAGGAUUAAGGAAUCACGCGGGUUUGACCAAGCUUGUACGUCAGACCAAGUUGAUCCUCUUCACUGAGAUGGUGUUGCACAAUAGCUCGAUACCGUACGCGUUUCGUAAAUGGAUGUCCGACCACAAGAUCAACGUGGAGAACAGGAAGAGGGUUCUGGUGGUGAAACCGUUGAAUCCGUUGGAGAAAAGGCUGCCGAAAGAUAUUUUAAAGGCGGCCUAUGAGAUUGCUCAGAAGAAUAUACCGUUUAUGAACGACGAUAACGUUGGUCUUAGCGAUCACGUGAUGUGGAUGAGGCAACAAUGCGAAGAGUACUCGGAUACAAAUUUGCAGCUGGCAGUUGAGAAUUUGGCUACCAAAAUACAGUCCUACGAAGAGACGAUCAAGUCGUUGAGGGAACAGCUUUUGGACACCAACAAGACGCUGGAGAGUGUUGUGAAACAUCUGCCGAAGGAAAAGAGAAUUGAUAUCGAAGCAACUGUUACUGGUGGGGGGCUUACUGGACAAUCUGGUGCUAUUCGUAUGGGUAUUGCAUUAGGGCUUCGAAACUUUGUCAGUAUCGAGAUGGUAGAAAAAAUGAGACUUGGUAUGGAGAAUCAAAUUCAUUCAGAAUUGAUCAUGAAAGAAGAAGAAAUGGAAGAAGGAGAACAAGAAUUAUGUAAUACUAACAGUACAACAGUAACAAUAGUAACUACUUCCAAUACUUGUACUGUCACUAAUGCUACUGUUACUACUACUGCCACUGCUACCGAAACUAAAAGUACUACACGCAAUGGAGCAGAAUUAGCAAUCGGUAUCAGACCCAGACCACUAAUUUGCAAGCCUGACAAUGUAAAUAUUGGAUGUAAAUCUGAACCAAUAGAAAAUAAAUGGCAUUGGGCCCCAGGAGCAUGGCAAGAUGCUACAAGAACCAGUGCUUUUCAACCAUAUAAGCCUCCUACUUUACUUACUAAUUUACAAAGAGGGAACACACAGACAGAAAUACCUCAACUUUACAGCAAUAGUGAUAUUACAUUUCACACAUUAGCUGGGCAAGGAGAACUUACCCCUGAGCAAAUAAAUGCAAAUACUGUGGAUGCACCUGAUGAGAAAGGUUUAACGGGCCUUAUGUGGGCUGCUGGAUAUGGACAGUUAGGCAGUGCGAGACAAUUACUUAAAGCUGGUGCUAAUAAAAACUAUCGUGGUCUCAAUGGAGAAACACCAUUGCAUUUAGCAGCUGCUUAUGGACAUCAUGAUCUUGUAAAAUUAUUGUUGAACCAUGGUGCAGAUUCAAAUGCGAGUGACGAGGAAGGUAAUACACCAUUAAUAUAUGGUGCAUAUGGUGAUCACCCGCAUGUGUGUUACGAACUGUUGUCAAGGGGAGCAGACGUUACAAAGCAUAAUAUGCACAACAUAAGUGCUUAUCAUGCAGCAGUAUUGAACAGUUCAUUAACUGCUAAAGCAGUUAUUGAAAAUUAUCUGCUACAACAAGUGGUGAAUCUACCUGACAUGUUAUAGCACAGCAC